Molecule: messenger RNA, 342 nt
Organism: Cinara cedri
Lineage: Eukaryota; Metazoa; Arthropoda; Insecta; Hemiptera; Aphididae
Source: the annotation of a GenBank genome assembly
AUGGAAACCCCUAAUGAAAAUCAGACGUCGUCCAAGAACGUUAGCAGACGCUCGAUAAAACGACGAAAUAGACCAAAGAAAUUAUCUCAAACGCGAAUACAACGUCCUCGUUCGGAAAAAGUAGUAACGGCCAGGAUUGUCGGGUAUAGUAACUCCGAAGCGAUGUACGCGAUCCACUAUACUCCGUUCAUGAACAUCAAAACUAUAGAACUAUUGAUGACGGUAAUGAGACAGAAACUAAAGAACGUCAUACGCAGAGAAGGCCGCAUUUCCGAAAUCACCGUGUACUUCUCUGAACGGAUGAUAGCCAAACUAAAAAACCGUCAUAAUCGGCUUCAUUAA